GGUCUAGUGGUAGUCUUGGUUUGUUUGUAGGGUUGGCUGUCAGAAUUGUCUGGUUUAUUGAGAAGUUUAUCUUGUAUUUUGCUUUUGCUUCGUUGAAGAAUUCGCGUGCAAUUUUGUUAUCGGUAAUUGG
Racocetra persica is the source of this 130-nucleotide messenger RNA. The record is from the annotation of a GenBank genome assembly. NCBI's taxonomy places the organism in Eukaryota, Fungi, Glomeromycota, Glomeromycetes, Diversisporales, Gigasporaceae.